Messenger RNA from Brachypodium distachyon (stiff brome), 1784 nucleotides. RefSeq names its product serine/threonine-protein kinase RIPK. Bases 232 to 1602 code for a protein of 456 amino acids. Gene Ontology annotation, biological process: protein phosphorylation. NCBI's taxonomy places the organism in Eukaryota, Viridiplantae, Streptophyta, Magnoliopsida, Poales, Poaceae. The transcript has 5 exons. The record is from RefSeq and is a predicted model, not a curated record. Gene Ontology annotation, molecular function: protein kinase activity; ATP binding.
UCUCUCCACACGGCCACACACGAACGGACGCGGCCUCGCCUCUCAUUAGCACCCCACCAGCUGAAGCUCCAUCCGCACUACAAAUACUCCUGCGGCGGCUAGCUCUCCCGGUCCAAUUAAUCCCAAUAUCCCCUGCAUCCAACCAACAAUUCAAGCUUUCUCUUGCUUGUUUCUCCGUCGACUACCAAUUCUCCAAGCUAGCGUUGCAUGGUAGCAGGCGCACGGUGAUCUAUGGCGAGGACGUCCAAGAAGAAGCAGCAGCAGCAGUCGGCGUGGGUGUCCCUCUUCGGAAGCUGCCUGGGCGGCAGCAGCGGGAAGAAGAAGGCGGGGAGCGGCAAGGUCCGGCCUGGCCCGAGGUCGACGAACAAGCACGGGGAGGAUGACUUGGAAAGAGGCUCCGUGGCUUCGGCGGUGGCCGGGCAGCGCAUGUCGUUCACGGACGUGAUGAGCGCGGCGUCGGACCAGGAGCUGUCGGUGUCGCUGGUGGGCUCCAACCUCCACGUGUUCACGGUCGGGGAGCUCAAGGCGGCCACGCAGGGCUUCCUGGACUCCAACUUCCUGGGCGAGGGCGGGUUCGGCCCCGUCUACAAGGGCUCCGUCGACGACAAGGCCAAGCCGGGCCUCAAGGCGCAGUCCAUCGCCGUCAAGCUCUGGGACCCCGAGGGCACGCAGGGGCACAAGGAAUGGCUGUCUGAGGUGAUCUUCCUGGGGCAGUUCCGGCAUACGAACCUGGUGAAGCUCGUCGGUUACUGCUGCGAGGAGGACCACAGGCUGCUCGUCUACGAGUACAUGGCCAAGGGCAGCCUGGAGAACCAUCUCUUCAAAAAGUUUCCCCCCGUUCUGUCGUGGUCAACCCGGCUGAACAUUGCGGUGGGCGCCGCAAAGGGCCUCGCCUUCCUUCACGACGCGGAGAAGCCCGUUAUCUAUCGCGACUUCAAGACAUCUAACAUCUUACUGGACCCGGACUACAAGGCAAAGCUCUCAGACUUUGGGCUCGCUAAGGAUGGGCCAGAGGGCGACGACACUCAUGUCUCGACACGUGUCAUGGGCACCCAUGGCUACGCCGCGCCAGAGUACAUCUUAACUGGUCAUCUAACGGCAAAGAGCGACGUCUAUAGUUUCGGAGUGGUUCUCCUCGAGAUCCUCUCAGGCAGGCGGGCCGUGGACAAGACCAGGCCCAACAGAGAACGCCAUUUGGUUGAGCACAUGCGGUCGUGGCUUAAAGACCCACAAAAGCUGGGCCGAAUAAUGGACCCUGCACUGGAGGGUAAAUAUUCUACCAGUGGGGCUCAUAAGGCGGCCUUGGUAGCGUAUCAGUGCCUAAGCGGCAGCCCAAAGAGCAGGCCAGACAUGUCCAAGGUUGUAGAAGACCUGGAGCCACUGCUGAGCCUCAUAGACGACGGGCCAAGUGAGCCGGCCAUGUCUGUGGCCUCACAGGAGGACGCUAGGAAGGAGCGAACAGCAAGGAGAAAAAAUGGUGAGAGGGAGAGCAGCAAUGGUGUUCAUAGGCAUAAAGCCAGGUCUCCAAAGAAAACUGACAGGAGGAGGGGUCCAGGCAAAAGUGAGGAGUUUUGGGAGUGGCACAUGCCCGGGAAAGUCUAGUUUUAACGGUGCUGCCAUUCUGAUUGUAUGAAAUGUUGAGUGUAAAUGUUGAUGGGUGGUACACUGCCUUUGACCAGGGAGGUCAGGAUUGCGCCCCUGUUUCUAAUUCCAUUGUUUCUUUAGUUGCUAUUGCCUUGGCGUAUCGUUUUACUGCAUCCUUUUUAUUACUGUGAGAUCCAAAA